AACUUCUAAUUCGAGGAAUAGGUCUGUGGCCAGUGAUGGGAAUCUUUUGAGGUUUGCAUCCAUUUGCCUAUGGGUUGGUGUCAAGUUUUUCUCGUCUUCAGAUUCUUCCCAUUUGGUCCUUGCGAUGCCCGCCUUGUCCCCCACAAUGAGCCAAGGUAAUAUUGCAAAAUGGCGAAAAAAAGAAGGAGAUAAGAUUGAAGUCGGUGAUGUGCUAUGUGAAAUUGAGACUGAUAAAGCUACGCUUGAAUUUGAAAGUCUUGAAGAGGGAUUUCUGGCUAAGAUAUUGGUACCGGAUGGGUCAAAGGAUGUGCCUGUGGGACAACCAAUUGCAAUAACAGUUGAGGAUCCAAAUGAUAUCCAAAAUGUUCCUGCUUCGGUGGGGGCUGAGGUAGGAGCCAAGGAGAAAAAAUCUACCAACCAAGAAGUUAAUCAUGACGAGAGGACACCAGAAUCAACUUCCGCUAAAAUAAACACAUCAGAACUCCCUCCUCAUAUCCUUCUUGAAAUGCCAGCUUUGUCCCCAACAAUGAACCAAGGAAACAUUGCUAAAUGGAGGAAAAAAGAAGGAGACAAGAUAGAAGUGGGUGACAUAUUAUGUGAGAUAGAGACGGACAAAGCUACCCUUGAAUUUGAGACUCUUGAAGAGGGAUAUCUAGCUAAGAUAUUAACCCCAGAGGGUUCAAAAGAUGUGGCAGUGGGACAACCUAUUGCAAUAACAGUUGAAGAUGCAUCUGAUGUUGAAGCGGUAAAGAAUUCAGUCAGGAGCAGUUCUGCAAGCCAACAGGAGAAGACCACUCACCAUGACACUAGAAGUGAGGGUGGAGCACAGAAGACCAAUGCAAGAAGAAUUAGCCCAGCUGCAAAGUUGUUGAUCCUAGAACAUGGAUUGGAUGCAUCCACAUUGAAAGCAUCUGGUCCUUAUGGAACCCUCCUAAAAGGGGAUGUUCUUUCUGUUAUUAAGUCUGGAAAAAUAUCUCCGCAACUUGCAUCUAAGGAAAACGCACCAUCGUCUCAAAGUCAUCAACAGGUUGCUGCAUCACAAGACUCUAAGUCUCCUUUAAAGCAAUCGGAUGCUUUUGAAGAUUUGCCAAAUAGCCAAAUCCGUAAGGUGAUUGCCAAGAGGUUGUUGGAGUCUAAACAAAAUACGCCUCACUUGUAUUUGUCGUCAGAUGUUAUACUGGACCCACUUCUUUCUCUUAGAAAAGAUCUCAAAGAGCAAUAUGGUGUUAAAGUUUCGGUGAAUGAUAUUGUCAUCAAAGUUGUAGCCGCUGCUCUCAAAAGUGUAACGGAAGCAAAUGCCUACUGGGAUGCUGAGAAGGGUGAGGUUAUUUUAUGUGAGUCCGUUGACAUAUCAAUUGCCGUGGCUACAGAGAAGGGCUUGAUGACACCAAUUGUUAGGAAUGCUGAUCAGAAGACAAUAUCUUCGAUCUCCACAGAGGUCAAGGAACUGGCAGAAAAGGCACGCUCUGGCAAGCUAAUGCCACAUGAGUUCCAAGGAGGAACUUUUAGCAUUUCAAAUUUGGGAAUGUUUCCUGUGGAUCAGUUCUGUGCUAUAAUAAAUCCCCCACAGGCUGGCAUUCUCGCUGUUGGUAGGGGUAACAAAGUUGUGGAACCUGUAAUGGGAGCUGAUGGAAUUGAGAGGCCAUCCGUUGUUACUAAGAUGAACUUGACCUUGUCUGCUGAUCAUCGCGUUUUUGAAGGCAAAGUUGCAGGAGCAUUUCUGUCAGCUCUGCGGUCAAACUUCAGUGACAUAAGAAGACUUCUUUUAUAAUACAUAAAAGAAUUGUUCUUGUGAUUUGAUGGGCCGACUUAAGAUGCAGUUUAACUUAGUCUGCAUCCUCCGCAAUCCAAGUAUUAAUCUUCCAUGGCAUCCCCAUUUUUGCCCUCUUCAUUCUCUACAGCUCAAAAUGUGGCCCGUUGUUGUGCCAUUUUUUUUUAAAAAAAUUUUAUUCCUUGUUCUAUUGAUUAAAAAAAAAAAAACCCUCGUCUCAUGACCAAGCAUUCCAAGAAAUGACCUUGUUUGGAGGGUUUAACCAUUGAGGUUUCAACCUGAGAUUUUGUCCUUCAGAUACUGCUGCCCUUUGAAGCUGUAUAAAUAAUUGUGUACGGUCAACGGCAGAAGCAACAGAGCAAUUGAGUUAAUAAAUGAUUAGUGAUUCUUUUUUUUUUUGCUGAUCAUAACUGUAUUGCUGUGUAUUAUACGUAUUGCAGUUGUGAUUGAAAGUUCCUAUGAUCCUUACGUA
Neltuma alba is the source of this 2243-nucleotide messenger RNA. Its product is annotated as dihydrolipoyllysine-residue acetyltransferase component 1 of pyruvate dehydrogenase complex, mitochondrial-like. The record is from RefSeq and is a predicted model, not a curated record. The transcript is spliced from 21 exons. The annotation marks the transcript as partial. Lineage: Eukaryota; Viridiplantae; Streptophyta; Magnoliopsida; Fabales; Fabaceae. Gene Ontology annotation, biological process: pyruvate decarboxylation to acetyl-CoA. Gene Ontology annotation, cellular component: pyruvate dehydrogenase complex; mitochondrion. Gene Ontology annotation, molecular function: acyltransferase activity.